Molecule: messenger RNA, 2343 nt
Organism: Glarea lozoyensis ATCC 20868
Lineage: Eukaryota; Fungi; Ascomycota; Leotiomycetes; Helotiales; Helotiaceae
Product: P-loop containing nucleoside triphosphate hydrolase
Exons: 3
Coding region: 1-2343 (780 amino acids)
Biological process (GO): mitochondrion organization; protein quality control for misfolded or incompletely synthesized proteins
Cellular component (GO): mitochondrial inner membrane
Molecular function (GO): ATP-dependent peptidase activity; ATP hydrolysis activity; ATP binding
Source: RefSeq, a predicted model, not a curated record
AUGGUCUUGCACAGUCCCGCGCUGCCGGGUAUUGGCAGUGCGACGUCGGCAAUGUGUCUGCGGAGAGUCGCUGCGCGAAGUGCCGAGGGCUUGCCACGGACGAUUCUACGAAAUACAUCUCAGAGAUCGUUCAACACAUCAUCCAUAAAGGCGACAUCCCGGAUAGUGUUCGAUCGAUCAAGUCCGUCCCCUUCUAGUGCGAAGUCAUCGAUACCAUAUGGGCAGAGGCAACUUUCGAGUCUACAUUCGCAAUUCCAGAAGGAUGGUAUCUGGGCGGCGAACUCGGCACUAGUACGCAACGGUAUACAGCGAAGAACAUUGUUCGGGAGCAGCAAUACAAGUUCAAGGAAUUUAGCGAAUUUGGAGGAAACUGCGAACAAGAAUCCUACGAGCGCGACCGCCCAAAAUGCAUUUUACCAGGCGCUGCAAAGAGCUGGUAUGCCAGCGAUAAUUGUAGAACGAUACCAGACGAACGCCUUUGCAACAAAUCCUUCUUGUGAAGCCGCAUAUCACCGCGCGCUUGGGGCUCUUGGUCAGGCUGGUGGUGCUGGUGCUAUGCAAGCUGGACAGUCUGGAAAUCUCAGCGCCGCUCAACUACAAGCUAUUGGUCAGGCAGUCGCCGCUUCUUCUCGUGGUGCCAAUAUUGGGAUCUCUACUGGUGCGACUACUUCUUCUGGGGCUGGAGCAAAAGAUGCGCCUCUACAUGUCGUGGUUGAAGAAACUAUUGGUGGCUCCAUUUUCAAAUGGGUUAAAUUUGUCAUGUACUUUGGUUUGGUAACUUACAUCUGCUUGAUCGUUGUCGCUAUGGUAAUGGAAACGUUUCAAGUGUUCAAGAAAGUUGGUGGAAAGGCCGAUAACGAAGCCAAAGCCGAACACCAGAACGUACGCUUUUCAGAUGUCCAUGGCUGCGACGAGGCGAAAGACGAACUCCAGGAAGUUGUUGAAUUUCUCAAGAACCCAGAUAAGUUCUCUACUCUUGGUGGCAAACUCCCUAAAGGUGUUCUACUCGUUGGCCCUCCUGGUACUGGAAAGACACUUCUUGCGCGAGCUGUAGCUGGCGAGGCUGGCGUUCCCUUCUUCUUCAUGUCUGGAUCUGAAUUCGACGAGGUCUAUGUUGGUGUAGGAGCGAAACGUGUUCGUGAGCUCUUUGCGGCAGCUAAAGGAAAAUCACCUGCGAUCGUCUUCAUUGAUGAACUCGAUGCAAUUGGAGGAAAGCGAAAUGCACGGGACGCCGCCUAUGUCAAGCAAACUCUCAAUCAACUUCUCACUGAACUCGAUGGAUUUGAGCAGAAUAGCGGUGUUAUUAUCUUGGCCGCUACUAACUUUCCGGAAAUGCUCGAUAAGGCUCUUACUCGACCAGGUCGCUUUGAUCGAAAUGUCGUCGUACCACUUCCUGAUGUCCGCGGUCGUCUGGCUAUUCUAAAACACCACAUGAAAAAGGUUAUCAUUGGUAAAGAUGUCAGCCUUGAAACACUAGCUCAAGGUACUCCUGGAUUUUCUGGUGCCGAAUUGGAGAACAUCAUCAAUCAAGCUGCUGUACAUGCCAGCAAAGCCAAAGCGCAAGCCAUCUCAAUGACGGAUUUUGAGUGGGCAAAGGACAAGGUCAUGAUGGGUGCCGAAAAGAAAUCUAUGGUAAUUGGUCAAAUGGAAAAGGAAAUGACCGCCUAUCAUGAGGCUGGUCAUGCUCUGGUUAUCAUGUUCUCACCUGCUUCAAACCCAUUGCAUAAAAUUACCAUCAUGCCACGUGCUCAGUCUCUUGGUAUGACAACACAUUUGCCAGAGAUGGACAAAUACUCAAUGAGCAAGGAUGAGUAUGAAGCCCGGAUCGAUGUCUGCUUGGGUGGAAAGGCUGCUGAAGAACUCAUUUACGGGCCUGAACGUGUUACUAGUGGCUGCUCAAAUGAUAUCCAACAAGCGACUCAAGUUGCAUAUUCAAUGGUUACAAGGAUGGGCAUGUCACCCCUAUUAGGAAAUGUUGAUCUCGACUCCAAUCACGAUUCUCUGUCUCCAGCGACAAAGGAAUUAAUCGAGAACGAAGUCCGCCGACUGAUCGAGGAAGGCCGCGAACGUGCUACCAAGAUCCUCCAGAGCAAGCGCAAGGAACUCGAUUACCUAGCUGCAGCUCUCCUCGAUUACGAGACCCUCAACAAGGAUGAAGCGUUCAAAGUUAUCAAGGGUGAGAAGUUGGAGGGUAAGGCUAUCAUGCCUAGAGGUGCCAUCAAGAUCCCAAUCUCGGCGAGGCCUUCAGGCUCGUUACCUGGGGUCGCACCACUUCCUGGAAGUCAACCAGGUGGCGGGGAUGAUAGAGAGCCACCCGCUCCUGCUGGCGGAGCUGUCGCGUAG